Molecule: messenger RNA, 2307 nt
Organism: Phalacrocorax carbo (great cormorant)
Lineage: Eukaryota; Metazoa; Chordata; Aves; Suliformes; Phalacrocoracidae
Source: RefSeq, a predicted model, not a curated record
UUCAAGGAUAUAGUCAUAAAAUAAAUGCUUCCCUAUCUCUCAGCUGCCUUCUCUGGCCGCCAAAUUCUGCUCUGCCAGGCUCGCAUGGCUCACUUUUAUUGCUUAGAAGAAAAUUCAAUUUUUUUCGGGUUAUCGGAGGGAGGGAGUCCCGUUACCAGCCCGCCCCCCGCAGCAGGGCCCUCCCUCAGGGCCCUGGGCUGCUUCUCCGUGUUGGAGAACCGGGGCGGGCGCCCACGCAGCAGCACCAGAGAGGGACCCCCGGUGCUUGCAGGGCCACCCCGUCCCGGCAUGAGUGAGUCACGGCGGCCGACGAGCCGGGCAGGUUCUCCGGGCCACGUCCCCGCCUUCCGGUGGGGUCCCGGCCGCCCUUCGGCAGCGGGCGGCCCCGCCGAGGAGGGCCGGGAGGGCUGCGUGCGGCUCGGCGCGUAGCCGGCGGCGGCCGCGCCCCCGGCGAGGGGCGGCGCACGGCCCGGUGCGGCUUCUUCAGCCGGCGGCGGCGGCGGCGGGGACGGCCUGGGAGCGGUGAAAUGGCGGCGGGGAGCGCGGCGCUGCUGCGGGCGCUGGGGCUUGCCGUCUUGCUGGUGCUGCCCGUCGUGCCCCGUGAGUCUCCCGGUGCGGCGGAGAGACGGUGCUUCUGCCAGGUUACUGGUCAUUUGGAUGACUGCACCUGUGAUGUAGAAACCAUUGAUGCCUUCAACAACUAUAAGCUUUUUCCUAGACUGAAUGAACUUCUGGAAAGUGACUAUUUUAGAUACUACAAGGUAAACCUAAAGAAACCUUGUCCUUUUUGGAAUGACAACAGUCACUGUGGAAUAAGAGACUGUGCUGUAAAGCCCUGCCCAUCCGAUGAAGUCCCGGAUGGAAUCAGAUCUGGAAGUCACAAGUAUUCGGAAGAAGCCAACAGCCUUGCUGAAGAAUGUGAAGAAGCCAAGAGACUUGGAGCUGUUGAUGGCUCUUUGAGCAAGGAAACCCAGCAGGCAGUGCUCCAGUGGACACAGCACGAUGACUCUUCAGACAGCUUCUGCGAAGCUGAUGAUAUCUAUUCUCCUGAUGCGGAGUAUGUGGAUUUACUCCUGAAUCCUGAACGCUAUACUGGCUACAAAGGACCGGAUGCCUGGAAAAUUUGGAAUAGUAUUUACGAAGAAAACUGCUUCAAGCCUCAGAGUGUAAAAAGACCUUUGGCAUCUGGUAGAGGAGAUGAUGGAGGGCAUACGUUUUACAAGUGGCUGAAAGGUGUUUGUGUAGAGAAACGAGCUUUCUACAAACUCAUUUCUGGCCUCCACGCAAGCAUCAACAUCCAUUUGAGCGCCAGGUACCUUUUGCAAGAUACGUGGUCAGAGAAGAAAUGGGGCCCCAACGUUACCGAGUUCCAGCAGAGAUUCGAUGAAGUCAUCACCAGAGGGGAAGGUCCCAGAAGACUCAAGAACCUGUAUUUCCUCUACCUGAUAGAGCUACGGGCCCUCUCCAAAGUGCUGCCGUUCUUUGAGCGCCCCGGUUUCCAGCUGUACACAGGGAAUAAAAGUCACGAUUCGGAAAUGAAAAACUUCUUGCUGGAAAUUCUCCACCUGGCCAAGUCUUUCCCACUGCAUUUUGAUGAAAACUCAUUCUUCGCAGGGAAUAAAAAGGAAGCUGCUAAACUAAAGGAGGAAUUUAGGCUACACUUUAAGAAUAUUUCUAAGAUAAUGGACUGCGUUGGCUGCUUCAAAUGUCGCCUGUGGGGGAAGUUGCAGACGCAGGGCUUGGGCACGGCACUGAAGAUCCUCUUUUCUGAAAACCUGAUAGAAAAGAUACCUGAAAGCGGCCCUUCGUACGGAUUCCAGUUGACAAGACAAGAAAUCGUUGCCUUAUUUAAUGCUUUUGGAAGGAUCUCAACAAGCGUUAGAGAACUGGAAAACUUCAGGAACAUCUUACGAAAUAUGCGGUGAAUUCUGCUGGAGAAAGAGAGACUUAAAGCGUUACUGCUCGGCUCUUCUGGGUUCUCUAAAAAUGGACAAGCGCCUUUGUUCCAUCGCACUCCCAACCACUACGUGGUGAAGGCCGCUUGCUGGAGUGCCUGUUCACAGCUGUUAGUCUGUAACCUGCUGAUGGCCAAUACUGUGUAUGGGGGGGAAACUACUUUUAUACAAAAAAAAAGGUGGGGACUAUAUGUAAAGUUUAUUUUAUAUAUUGGAAGAUCAUUUUGAAUAACUUCUUUAAAUAUUGCUGUGCUAUUUUGAUGGAUGAAACCCAUCUCUUCAGCUUCUGGAGGCAAAGUUAGGGUGAGAACUGUGCCACUGAAUAAAUUUGGGGAAAAUUCCUUGUCCACUC